This is a messenger RNA of Cylicocyclus nassatus, 1523 nucleotides long. NCBI's taxonomy places the organism in Eukaryota, Metazoa, Nematoda, Chromadorea, Rhabditida, Strongylidae. The record is from the annotation of a GenBank genome assembly.
AUGAAGACAAUCUUCCUUCUACUUCUUCUAUUCGUUUGCGCAAAUGCCAGCUUGCUUGACUGGAAAAAAGUGAAUAAACUCAGAAAGACACUGGCUAAGCUGGAAGCGCACCUGGAUGUAGCUCGCUUACUUGCGAUUCGUGAGAGGCUUGAAAGUCAUCUCAAGGUGCCAGAAAUGAAUCCUCAACAGCAAGCUCUUCUGAAACAAAGACUGAAGGAAAUAAAACCCGCCAAAGUGGCAAAAAGUGACUCAAUUGCGGAAGUAAAUGAGGAAAGUGGUAUAUCGGAAAUUCUCUACCAAGGAGAUAUGGUCUUGACUGAGGAACAAGCAGAAGAGCUGAUUAAGCAAGAGGAUGGUGCGCGAGAACGAAGACAGGCUUAUGUAGAUAAAAAAUACAAGUGGCCUGGCAAACUAUACUUUUCUUUCUACCCGAAUACAAAAACCAAAACAAAGGCUGCCGCUCGAAAAGGUGCAAAGCUAUGGCACGAUAACACAUGCGUCGAUAUGAUUGAAAACAGCAAAGUUUCUGAACGAGUAGCAAUUUUCGAAGGAUUGGGAUGCUACUCUUAUGUUGGAAACUUACACCGAUUGCAAAACCUUUCCCUAGGUAGAGAUUGUGAACGGUACUGGAUAGCUGCGCAUGAACUCGGCCAUGCUCUUGGGUUGAAACAUGUCCAAGCGAGGUACGACCGUGACAAGUAUGUCAAAAUCAAUGUGGGAAACAUUCCUGAAGACAAACGCUACACUUUUGCCAAGACAUCUAAGGAAGAAUUCAGCACCUAUAAUAUACCCUAUGAUUUUGGUAGCAGGAUGCACUAUGGGGCAUACGAUUUUGCAGCGAACCAGUCAAAACCAACUAUUAUUCCUCACGACGGAAAUUUCCUUCAUUCAAUGGGUUCACCGUUUCUAAGUUUUUAUGACUUCCUUCUAAUGAACACACACUACGGUUGUCUUGAGAAGUGCAAGUCUAAAUCCUCCGCUGCCAAAUGCACAAAUGGUGGUUACCCGAAUCCUCGAAAUUGCUCCAAAUGCAUUUGUCCGCGUGGAUACGGCGGUGUUACAUGCAAUGAAAGGCCACAAGCGAAGACUUGCGGUAAGACCGUUACUGCUUCGUCUAAGAUGCAGACCAUCACACACAUUUUGGGUAACAAAAAAAACACAACAGUACUUGAUGACUUUAAGCAAUGCUACUAUUGGAUCAAGAAUCCGCAAAAGAAGAAAGUCAAACUAACAAUCAAUGACCUUGGAGUUCGAUAUGUUAAUGUUAAUUGCAAUUAUGGAGGAGUUGAAAUCAAAGCGCAAGAGGAUCAGAAACUGAGUGGCUACAGAUUCUGUGAUUACAAAGAAAAUAAGGGAAAGGUCGUUACCUCAUCAAGCAAGAUUAUUCCUGUCAUACUUUACACCCGUUUUGGGGCGACAGAACUCAAGCUAAACUAUAAGAUAGUUUGAGAAGUGGAGCAACAGAGCAUUCUUAUCACUUCACCGUAACACUAUCAACUUCUGCAAUAAAUGUUCUCAUGCAA